CCAAAUAAGCUGCUCUCUCUCUCUCUCUCUCUUCUCCUCAUCUCUCAGUCUGGGAGCAGUGGAGCACAGCGUGAGCUCUGGAGCGCAUUCCCAACAUGUUCACCUGUAAGCCCUCUUCAUUCAUUCAUUCAGGGCUGCAGCAUUCAGAGGCAGCGACACUGUUGAGACGUUAUCGGCCGCUGUUUUAAAUCUGUCUUGAUGAAAGCGUCUGAGCUCGGAGGAGGAGGAGGAGGAGGAGGAGGAGAAGGCGACAUGCAGAGAAGUGGAUGCUGAGCUGCUCAAGUCUACAAUUAAGGGGCUGGCACUGAGGACGCGACCCUACCCGAGGAUUGGAUAGCACCCACCGGAUCUGCUAGUUGUCACCCCAACUCUGGUGCUCGUAUGUGCACCAAACACGCUUUCCUUCCCUGGGAAGAGAACUUGAUGGAUCCGUCUGUUCAUCACAGCUGACACAUCAGGGCCCAGCACUGUUAUCAGCACCUGAAUCAUUAACAGGAUUACACGCUGACCAAAGAGGAUCAUCACUCAUUUCUGAAUAAUAGAGUGAAGUGAACCACUGAGGCACACAGUCUCCUCUCCUCCUGUAGAGAGCCUACAGUACCAGUCUUUGAACUGACCAUGUCUGUUGGCUAUAAACAUAGGUAGUGACAUGACUCAGGUCUGACCCUGGAGAUGCCGAAGAGACGAGACAUCGUCGCCAUUGUGUUGAUCGUGUUGCCUUGGACACUGCUCAUCACUGUUUGGCACCAGAGCACCAUCACUCCUCUGCUUGCUACUCGCAAGGAUGACAGACGUGAUGGUCGCUCCAACUCCAGGAACACUUUUGCCUUCAAGGAGUCCUGCUCCCUCCAGAACCGGGACAUUGUGGAGGUGGUGCGCACUGAGUACGUCUACAGCCGGCCUCCUCCCUGGUCUGACAUCCUGCCCACCAUCCACAUCAUCACUCCCACCUACAGCCGGCCGGUGCAGAAGGCAGAGCUGACCCGUCUGGCCAACACCUUGCUGCACGUUCCCAACCUGCACUGGAUCCUGGUGGAGGACUCCCAGAGGAGGACCACCCUGGUCAGCCGCCUCCUGCAGGAGACAGGACUCAACUACACCCACCUCAACGUGGAGACGCCGAGGAACUAUAAGGUCCGCGGGGACACGAGGGAUCCCCGGAUACCUCGCGGUACGAUACAGAGGAACCUGGCCCUGCGCUGGCUCAGAGAGACCUUCAGCUCCAACAGCAGCCAGCCGGGGAUCGUCUACUUCGCAGAUGAUGACAACACAUACAGCCUGGAGCUCUUCGAGGAGAUGCGUUCCACCAAAAAGGUGUCGGUGUGGCCUGUCGCCUUUGUGGGCGGUCUACGAUACGAGUCCCCUAAAGUAAACACUCUGGGCAAGGUGUACGGCUGGAAAACAGUUUUUGACCCCCACCGGCCCUUUGCCAUCGACAUGGCUGGGUUUGCAGUGAACCUGCGCCUCAUUCUGUCUAAACCUCAGGCUUACUUCAAGUUGCGUGGGGUGAAAGGAGGCUAUCAGGAGAGCAGCUUGUUAAAGGAGCUGGUCACUCUCAGCGAUCUGGAGCCUAAAGCUGCUAACUGCACUAAGGUAUUAGUAUGGCACACACGGACAGAGAAGCCUGUGCUGGUAAAUGAGGGCAAGAAGGGAUUUACAGACUCUAAUGUGGAGAUAUGACAUACUUCAUCUGACACAGGGACAUUUCUCCACUGGAUUCUACUUGGAUUCAAACCAACCUCAGCGCUCCUUAAAGCAAUAGCCAGGGUCAAAAACACUACCACAGCACAGUACAGUACAUUAAGCUGUACUUCACCACUGCUUAGAAAAGGAGCACACAUCUGUCCACUCCAGGAGGCAGCACAAGCCAUGUGCUUGAACAAAACCGCAGAGUAUCAAAAGCACAACUGCACAAAAAACGAGCUGCUCAGAGCACUGGCUGAUGUGAGACACUGGAAGAAGUUGCCAAAAGGGAGCUUUGCCCACCGAGGUCUCCUCGGAGAGCCGAGACAAAGGAUGUUACGUGAUUUAAACUGCAGGAAGAGAUGGCACGGCGAGCAAUAAAGAGCCCUCUGAGCGCAGACAACACCAGCCAGCCAUCCAAUCAGCAUUAAAUAGGGCCCUUUUGUUCUGAGGCGAGCUGGCUGUCGGGCACAGGGCUGCACAGAGGAAUAAAAGGGGCCCUUGUCUUUAGUGAGUCAGCACUGACUGACAGACUGCACUGAGGGGAUCUGAGCCCUCCCCACUUGUACUGUACAACACUGAGCUAUUUAGAUAGCAGCCUGAACCCAGCACUAAUUAGGAGUCCUGUUACUCCUCAACACACAUUCACACAUGCUCAGCUGUCACACUGCACAUGACGAGCACCAGGUCAAAGGAAAACACGGAGCAAGGAUUUAUUACAGUAUAACAGCAAUGUCCUCUCUUACAGUCAUUUACUCCACGCUUUUGUUUUUUUUAUUCCUGAUAUGCUGUAACACUACUGAGGUCGUCUCAGAUCCAGUUUCCCUCGGGUCCUGUCCACUUCACAGACAUCUUCAUAAGCUAAUUAAGAACCCGGUGGGCGAAAUGAAGGUUUCUCAGCAGAAUUAUUUAUUGUUCCGGAGUAACUCGUACCAUUUUACUUGUUAGUUGUGAGCUAUGCGUGUGUGUGAGUCAAUGGGAUAUGAAGUCAUUACUCUAAAAAUUGGAUGUGCAUCCUUUCAAAUAGCUGUAUUACACAAUCUAAUUAUUCCCACCAUGGAUGGCUGGCUUGCAAGUGAUGAUUUCAUAGCUCAUUGACUUGCUGUGGCACUGCUUACAAAUGCUAAUGUUCUCAGACUCUGUGAUUGUUAGAAGUUUGGUUAGUUAUCUAUGUGUCGGGCAUCUGAAACCUUGAACUUUCACUGAAAGAUAAGGGUCUGAUGUUGCUACAAUGCUGCUUUUGUGUGUUUUUUAUUUGAAAGAGCCUCAGCUCUUAUCGUCUCAUAAGCCUGGUUUUUCUUUUACAGGCUAACGUGUCCAUUUUAAUAACUGCAUUCUGCAGAAUAUUCACACACUCAAUACAAAUCUAACAACAAUAUCAAACAUAACUGCCAACCCCGAACAGAAACGAUUCCCCUUUAAGUUAAAAAAAAAAAAAAUCCAUUUGUAAGAGAAUAUACUUGGUAAAUCUGCUCUAUGUGUAAAGAGUCACUGUAACUAAAGGUACUGUAUGUAUAUAGCUAUAAAAUGCUAUAAAAUGCUCUCAAACAAA
Molecule: messenger RNA, 3235 nt
Organism: Centropristis striata (black sea bass)
Lineage: Eukaryota; Metazoa; Chordata; Actinopteri; Perciformes; Serranidae
Gene: b3gat1b
Product: beta-1,3-glucuronyltransferase 1 (glucuronosyltransferase P) b
Exons: 8
Coding region: 673-1680 (335 amino acids)
Biological process (GO): chondroitin sulfate proteoglycan biosynthetic process; carbohydrate metabolic process
Cellular component (GO): Golgi membrane
Molecular function (GO): galactosylgalactosylxylosylprotein 3-beta-glucuronosyltransferase activity
Source: RefSeq, a predicted model, not a curated record